This is a messenger RNA of Somion occarium, 1074 nucleotides long. Lineage: Eukaryota; Fungi; Basidiomycota; Agaricomycetes; Polyporales; Cerrenaceae. The record is from the annotation of a GenBank genome assembly.
GGACCCUUGAACGAAGAUGAUGGCGCAAACGGAUGUGCAAGAUGCAAGUCCCGUGGUGCGAGUGAAUGACCUUCCACCUCCACGGUGUUGCUUGGCGAGAGAUCUAGAUAGCAAAGCAGUGGCACAAUAUCGAAUUACUUACUGCUGAUCUAAAGUCCCCCAGUAUAAACGCCUUCUUAGUCCACGUAGCGCAGAUUUGGCUUGAUGAUAAGGUAGUAAUAAGGCAGAAAGAAAAUUUGAUAAGCCAACAAUCGACAUUGACGUCUCCAGUCAUAAAGCCUGCACCCUUGGGCGCUCGAUCGAGCAACUUGCUUCAAGCCAUCACAACGCGUCCACAACGCGAGUUCGGCUCUGAGAGAUGCCAGUCGCGUCGACUCCUGCAGGUCAGCCGACGGCGACUCUACCCUCAGUCCUACCAUCCGUACCCGCUCUACAAGACGUUGUAACGAAUCCUAUCACUCAUCUUACAGUAUCUUCCACCCCAGAGCAAAUCCAAGGAGGCCAUGGCAAAGCUACCAACCCAGCUGAGACACCCAUCUUUAUAUGCGCAAUGCAGGACUGUAAUCGGCUCUUCCCCUCACGGGACCGUCUAAUGGCUCACCGCAAAGUCGUUCACGAGUCCGAAGACGAUAGCAAUAUACUCACUUGGAAUGCAUAUGCUAAGAGUGGUAAGAGUCGAAAUUCUUCGACCCCGCCAAGGACUCCGAGGGCAGUCGAAGCUGGUUGGGCUAGUGCAGCCGACAUGUUCACUGUUUGUCCACUUACGAUGGGCAACAUAGAUUGUUGCUACGAGCCGUCCAGCGACCGGAGACAUUUGGUGUACGGUGCGACGAGAAGGUCUUUAAUAGAGCACUUGGGGUUGCACCCGCUAUGAAGAAUGUGAAGUGUUCGUCGACAAUAUUAACGAUUAUAUACACAUUAUACAUGAUAGCUAUGUACUACAAGGGUAUAGCAAUGCCAGAAUUAUUAAUGAAUCAUCUAAGACAGGACAUCUCUCAUAGUCAAUGUGGACAAACUUCGGACAUCAUCAUGAUGACGACGAGGACUGUCCGGCAUUCCCAUCAUGCUCCCCAC